Molecule: messenger RNA, 381 nt
Organism: Rotaria sordida
Lineage: Eukaryota; Metazoa; Rotifera; Eurotatoria; Philodinida; Philodinidae
Source: the annotation of a GenBank genome assembly
AUGUCAAAUCCUUCUCAACCAUUUUAUGUUGCUUUUGAUCAAAUUACUUUAAUAGAACCUAUUUAUGGAGAUACUUUUUCAUUAGAUAAAAUAAAACAUAAUCUACUAUUUUUGGAGAAUGAUGAAAUAUCUUCAUCAAUUUAUCCUGAUAGUAUAACUCAAACCGAUUAUUUACUCAAUAUAACAGAUAGAAAUAGUAUAAUUAGUACUACAACUCAAAAUGGUUUAACAACAAUUCUUGGUCUUUCAAUUGGUAAAGGAAUUCCUGCUGCAUUAGGAGUUAUUGGAUUUAUAAUUUAUAUUAUAAAAAAAAUCGAAAAUCGAACUAAAAGAGCAGUUAGACCUAUAAAAGAUGUUGAUAAUCAUCGUUCAAAAAAAUGA